CAUGGAUGCGACAGACACGAUUCAGGCACACACGCAAACUCCCCACCAGAGAGCACGUAUCGCCUGGGCUGUGCGACAUUGGGCAGUGCAGGGUCCAAGGGGUUCCAUUACCACACCGGACGGUUCUGGACCCGAUCGCCACGCAGUUUGCCCCUAUCGCUGGCUGCAACCGGAAAGGUCAAUUCAACUCGGCAGGCAGGUCUGACGAAUCUGCAUCCAAAGUUUAUUGUUAGGCGUCGAGGCAUUGUCACAUCCCACCCUCAAAACCAGCAGGCUUCUCAUCCAACACCACGCCUUUCAUUUGGAUUUCCCGCACACCGUCUUUUUAUUUGUUUAUUUAUUCAUUCGCCCUUUCGCAGGGCUGCCCGCCCGCCAACUCGCCUUAGUAUUCACCCUCCCGGUUGAGGGUCUCGCCAUCCCCACUCAAACAAACAGCACUCUCCUCCCUUUCCGGGGGACGCAUUACUGCGAUGGCAGAGAAGCGGCGCACAAUACGGUACGAAUUGCCAGCUGAAGAUGUCCAGCCACUCCAAAGCCCCGGGGUAGCCGGCAUGCCAGCCUGGGGCGCCGACAGCGCCGAAAGGCCAGGAGGCGCCACCGACCCAGGAUGUCCGAAGGGAAAUGUCUACGAGCUCAUGGGAAGCAGCGUGGAAGUUGGUGACGAUGGGCGUGUGAAGAUCGAUUGCGAAUCCAAGCUUGCCCGAGCCGUCAGCAUCAUGUACCGCCCAACCCCCUCGAAACAAGCGGUCGAGCCCUCCGAUCCGGAAGAUGAGCCCGGCCCGCCAGGGUACGAGGAAAGCCUCGGUCAAGGCGCGCAGUAUCCGAGGCUCAACGUCCUGAUCCAGGUCGUGGGCAGCCGCGGUGACGUCCAGCCUUUCAUUGCGCUCGGGAACGAGCUCCAGAGGCUUGGCUUCCGUGUCCGUCUCGCUACGCACGACGUUUUCGAGAAGUCUGUCCGGGAUGCUGGCUUGGAAUUCUACCCCGUCGGCGGCGAUCCUACAGCACUGAUGGCCUACAUGGUCAAGAACCCGGGCCUGAUCCCGAGCUUUGAGAGUCUACGAGCAGGCGAGAUCCAGCAAAAACGCGAGAUGGUGGAGGAGAUGCUCGAGGGGUUCUGGUAUUCUUGUUUCCGGCCAGACCCCGCCACCGAAGCCCCGUUCGUGGCCGACGCCAUCAUCGCCAACCCCCCUUCCUUCGCACACGUCCACUGUGCCCAGGCGCUCGGAGUGCCGGUGCACAUCAUGUUUACCAUGCCGUGGACCAGCACCAGCGCAUUCCCGCACCCGCUGGCCAAUCUCAGCAACAACAGCGGCAAUCAGUCCGUGGCGAAUUACGCGUCUUACGCCAUCGUUGAGUACCUGACAUGGCAAGGCCUGGGCGAUGUCAUCAACAGGUGGCGAAGCACCCUCGACCUGGAAACCGUAGCCAUGUUCGACGGCCCGUUGCUGGCGGAAAGGCUGCGCAUUCCCUUCACGUACUGUUGGUCGCCAGCCUUGGUCGCCAAACCCGCUGACUGGGGCCCGCAGAUUGAUGUCUGUGGAUUCUUUUUCCGAAGCCCUCCGUCGUACUCGCCGCCUGAAGACCUCGCGCGAUUCUUGUCAGCUGGUCCACCACCCGUGUACAUUGGAUUCGGCAGCAUCGUGCUUGAUUACCCGGAGCGCGUCGUUCGGACCAUCCUCGACGCUGUCCGCGCAGCGCGUGUCCGGGCCAUCAUCUCGAAGGGAUGGUCCGAUUUGGCGGGGCCGGCGAGCGAAGACAUAUACUGGGUCGGAGACUGCCCUCACGAGUGGCUCUUUGCCCAUGUCGCUGCCGUUGUCCAUCAUGGUGGCGCGGGCACGACGGCCUGUGGCUUGAGAAAUGGAGUGCCGACCGUCAUUGUGCCAUUCUUUGGAGACCAGCCCUUCUGGGGCGAGAUGGUCGCCAACGCCGGUGCAGGACCAAAGCCAAUCCCCUCAAAGCAACUAGACUCGCAGAAGCUGGCCGAGGGUAUUGCGUACUGUCUGACACCCCAAGCGCGGUCUGCCGCCCAGUCCAUCGCGGAGCAGAUGAAGUCCGAACAGGGUGUCCAGGCCGCCGCACAGUCGUGGCUCCGUCAGUUGCCCAAGCACCGUCUGCGAUGCGACCUCGUUCCUAGCGAGCCUGCGGCGUGGGUCUACAAAAAAGGAAAGAAACCCAUCAAGUUGUCCAAGAUUGCGGCAGAAGAGCUCGUGUCUCGUAAAGUGAUCGAAGCCAAGAAACUGGAGCACCACCACACCAAGCCGAUGACCAUCGACGUGACGCGAUGGGACCCGAUAACCGGUGGCGCCUCCGCCGUCAUGGCUACCGCAGUCGACAUGACCGACUCCAUCACCGGCAUGGUGACCAAGCCGGUGGACGAGUACCGACACGAACAACGAAGACGCGAGCGAGAGCGAAAGAGAGAUGUAGCCCGGCAGGGCGCGCAUCACGAUACCCUCGACGUAGCAGAUGGGCGCUCCAGCCCGGCAGGAUCAAGCACGUCAGGGGCGGCCUCGACGGACGAUUUCGGGAAGCCAAAACCGCGCUCCAUGGCCGGCACGGUGGCGGGGGCGUCGGCCAAGAGCAUCGGCAUGCUCGGGCCGACAGCGGCGAAAGGGAUGCUGGUCGAUUUCCCCCUCGCCAUCACAGAGGGCAUGAAGUCCGUCCCCCAGCUCUUUGGGACCAAGGUCCGCCACCACGGUCCCGUCACCGAUGCGAAGAGCGGCGCGGCCGUUGCCGGCAAGACAUUUGCCUGGGGGUUUGCGGACGGCUUGAGCGACCUGGUGAUGGAGCCCAUCCGAGGCGCCCGAGAUGAGGGCGCGCUGGGGGCCGUCAAGGGCAUAGGGAAGGGAGCGGUCAGUCUCGUCGCUAAGAGCGGCGCCGGCAUGUUUGGGCUGUUCGCCUAUCCCAGUGCUGGUAUCGCGAAGAGUCUGAGGACCGCCGUGCACAGCGGCGCGAGGAAGGUGCUGGCCAAGGCCAAGCAUGCCGAGGGGCAGUGGCUGCUGGGUAGGGAUUUGCCUCCGGGGUUUACCGGGGAUGACUCGGCCAACAAGUUCCGGGAGCUGCGAAAGGGUAAGGGCAAGUGAGAGAAUCAAGGAACACAGCAGUGGUCCGAAGGUUGUCAGAGGCUAUUUAAAUUCACAGCAAUGUAACAUUAGGUUGAAUGAUCCAGAGGCAGUAGGUAGCCAGCCGCCGGCAUAAACCUUGAGCGAUCAUGAUGCUGCAGGCCACCCCCUUUCCGGACCCCUCGAAAACCUCUGUGAGCGCCCUCUUCAGUGAGCUGCUUUGGAUCCAACGGAAGUGGAAAACCAGCCGCUUGUCGUUGCUUAGUGUAAAGUCUAUCUGGGCUUGUUCUAUGACGGUUGGGGCAAGGAACCAAUCAACGGUGCGCUCCGUCGUGCUCUGUGGGGCCAGGGACAGAGCACAGCAGAGCAGUGGGUGCUCCGCUACGCUCUAUAGCCUUGUCAACAGAGCACCACAGAGCACCUCACUUAUAUAAAC
This is a messenger RNA of Lasiosphaeria miniovina, 3498 nucleotides long. RefSeq lists its product as uncharacterized. Gene Ontology annotation, molecular function: hexosyltransferase activity; UDP-glycosyltransferase activity. The record is from RefSeq and is a predicted model, not a curated record. NCBI's taxonomy places the organism in Eukaryota, Fungi, Ascomycota, Sordariomycetes, Sordariales, Lasiosphaeriaceae. The transcript is spliced from 6 exons. Gene Ontology annotation, biological process: carbohydrate metabolic process. The coding region runs from base 471 to 3083 and encodes 870 amino acids.